GACAGCAGAGAUGCCACCGACACCACACGCAACCUCGGGCUCCACUCCGGUGGCACCCGCAGGUGACCAGGUUGGGGACAGCCCCCGGGUGAGGUGGUGGGCACUCCCCCGUUUGCUGCAUGGCUCAGCGGGGCCCACACAGACUGCUGGCCCUGAUGUCCCCUCGCAGCUCAGCCGGGAUGCCGUGGCCCUGCCACCACCUGAUGCCGUGUCCAGCAUCCUGCCCAGGACGCAGCAGAGGUCCCAGAAUGUCCACCAGGAGCGGGAGGUGAGCAGGUACCGCCUGGCGCUGAGACGUAUGGCGGGUGACCUUGUGUCCCUGCACCAGCGCGUCACCAGCCUGGAGGUAGAGAAUGGACACCUACGGCACAGCCUGGCUGGGCGUCAGGAGCCGGGCCGUGCUCUGCUCACUGAUGGGGACGUGGAUGUCAUGACCCGAGAAGAGGUCCUGGACCGGUUGGCCACCCUGAAGGAAGAACUGGUGUCCAGCACAGCGGAGAUGCGGCAGCUGAGGGACCGCGUGCAGCGGCUGCAGAAUGAGCUGAUCCGGAAGAACGAUCAGGAGAAGGAGCUGGUGCUGCUCCAGCGAGCCCACAGACAGCAGCAAGGUGCCCUGCGGCGGUGCCGGGAGGAGGUGGCCAGGACGAAGGGCCUGGAGGAGAUGGUGAGGCAGCAGGAGAAGGUGAUCAGGGUGAUGGAGCGGAUGCUGCAGGAGAAGCUCUCCAGGAGUGCUGAGAAGCCAGCAGGUGAAGCCCCAGCUGGGGAGCUGCAUGCCCUGCUGCUGGCUGAGAACCGCCGGCUGCGGGAGGAGCUGGCAAGGCCUCCAUCCCCCCCAUUGCCCCCUAGCACCCCACGGCCCCCACAGAACACCUUCGGUGGCACAGAGAAGCUGUCCCUUCUGGCCAAGCUAGAGGAGGCACAAACCCGUGGGCGAGCAAUGGAGAGGCAGCUGGAGGAGGCGGCGAGGAGAUGGGCACGAGAGAAGCAGGAGCUGGGCACUAGGCUGCUGGAGAAGGACCAUGGCUUUGGGGGCUCAGCCCCACGCCUUCUGCAUGCCACCACCUUGAAACGGCCCCCAGACCUCACCUUACCCCCCAGGAGACCCCGGACCCUGGACCCACUGCCCUAAGGGGUAUCCCUGGGGCAGGAUGCCAGAGACACCCAGAGACACCCAGAAAUUCAUGCUCACAACGAGGAUCCGC
Molecule: messenger RNA, 1202 nt
Organism: Gallus gallus (chicken)
Lineage: Eukaryota; Metazoa; Chordata; Aves; Galliformes; Phasianidae
Gene: CCDC33
Product: coiled-coil domain containing 33
Exons: 9
Coding region: 11-1129 (372 amino acids)
Cellular component (GO): peroxisome
Source: RefSeq, a predicted model, not a curated record